GACACGGGCAUCUCGUCCAAGGCCAUGGGCAUCAUGAACUCGUUCGUCAACGACAUCUUCGAGCGCAUCGCGGGCGAGGCGUCGCGCCUGGCGCACUACAACAAGCGCUCGACCAUCACGUCGCGGGAGAUCCAGACGGCCGUGCGGCUGCUGCUGCCCGGGGAGCUGGCCAAGCACGCGGUGUCGGAGGGCACCAAGGCCGUCACCAAGUACACGAGCUCCAAGUGAGCGCUCCCGUGCGCGCACCCCAAAGGCUCUUUUCAGAGCCACUCAGCAUUUCAGGAAAAGUAGCUGGCACUGUGCAUGUCGGCUUUUGUCUUCUGAGGCUUGUGAGUACGUCUGGGAGGAAGUUCCUGAAAAAGUGGGUAGCUUAGCGAAAUGGCUAUUGCGUGUAGUAUGUUGCAGUUUUUCAAUGAAGUAGUGAAACAACUACGUUCCUGCCUUUGUCGCGGGGCGGGGCUGUCUGCAGGGGCGGUGCGAGGCCGUGCGUGGUUGCGCGUUCCGAGCGGGCCUCCCAGAGCACCGCCAAUUUGCCUUGCUGCGGGGGAGCUGCGAGCGGGAGCCGGUUCUCGGCUGUUCUGCCCCCGGGUACUGCGGCGGGAUCGACCGAGGACGCCCCGCCAUGA
Octodon degus (degu) is the source of this 626-nucleotide messenger RNA. Its product is annotated as histone H2B 1/2. Lineage: Eukaryota; Metazoa; Chordata; Mammalia; Rodentia; Octodontidae. Gene Ontology annotation, molecular function: protein heterodimerization activity; DNA binding; structural constituent of chromatin. Bases 25 to 228 code for a protein of 67 amino acids. The record is from RefSeq and is a predicted model, not a curated record. Gene Ontology annotation, cellular component: nucleosome. The transcript has a single exon.